GUUAACUUCCACCUGCCCUGAAGAAGCCGCUGCGCCGGCAGCAGGAGGCGGAGGCGGAGGCGGAGGCAGGCGGGGCAGCCGAGGACCCGGCUCUGGCAGGCUCCGAGGGUCCGGCCGAGUGUAAUUCCCCCCUAAUCCCCGCCACGGCGGCGCUUCCCUGGCCGAGCCAUGUCUGCGGCUUCCCCGCCAUGCCGAGCCUAGCGGGGAGCGGGAGGACUGGCGGCCGGGAGGCGCACAAAAUGAAGACCCUGAUGCGCCACGGGCUGGCCGUCUGCCUGGCGCUCACCACCAUGUGCACCAGCUUGUUGCUCAUGUACGGCGGCAUCGGCAUCGGCGGGGGCCGCCCGGAGCCGCGGCGGCGGCAGCAGCAGGUGGCGGCGGUGCCCAGCCGCCCGCCGGAGCGCGGCCAGCGCCACCCGGCUCUGCCCGUCGGGGCCGGCCUCCUGGAGGGCUACAUCAGCGUCCUGGAGCACAAGCCGCUGAAGAUGCACUGCAAGAGCUGUGCGCUGGUCACCAGCUCGGGGCACCUCCUGGGGAGCAGGCAAGGGCACAGAAUCGACGAGAGCGAGUGUGUCAUACGCAUGAACGACGCGCCCACCCGCGGCUACGGCAAAGACGUGGGGAACAAAACCAGCCUGCGAGUCAUCGCGCACUCCAGCAUUCAGAGGAUUCUACGAAAUCGCAACGAACUCUUGAAUAUGAGUCAUGGUGCUGUGUUCAUCUUCUGGGGCCCGAGCAGCUACAUGAGGAGAGAUGGCAAAGGCUUGGUGUACAAUAACCUGCAGCUGAUGAACCAGAUACUGCCUCAGUUAAAAGUGUAUAUGAUUUCUCGCCACAAGAUGCUUCAGUUUGAUGACCUUUUUAAACGGGAGACCGGAAAAGACAGGAAGAUAUCCAACACUUGGCUUAGCACGGGCUGGUUCACAAUGACUAUCGCAUUAGAGCUCUGUGACAGGAUAAAUGUUUAUGGCAUGGUGCCACCGGAUUUCUGCAGGGAUCCUAAUCAUCUUUCAGUACCUUAUCACUACUACGAACCUCUGGGUCCGGACGAGUGCACCAUGUACAUUUCCCACGAGCGGGGCCGCAAGGGCAGCCACCACCGCUUCAUCACCGAGAAGCGCGUCUUCGAGAACUGGGCACGGACAUUCGACAUCCGCUUCUUCCAGCCCGACUGGAAACCAGAGCCGCUCGCUGGGACCCGCCCCGCGGGCAGCCCGCUGGCCUGAGGGACAGACGGACACACGAGCCAGCCACGGCCACCUCCCGCAGCGCCUCUGGAGCCUUCGGAGCCCGUGGGCCGGCGCGGCAGCCCCGAGGAGAAGGGGUACAGG
Messenger RNA from Lonchura striata (white-rumped munia), 1331 nucleotides. RefSeq names its product ST6 N-acetylgalactosaminide alpha-2,6-sialyltransferase 5 (gene ST6GALNAC5). NCBI's taxonomy places the organism in Eukaryota, Metazoa, Chordata, Aves, Passeriformes, Estrildidae. The record is from RefSeq and is a predicted model, not a curated record. Gene Ontology annotation, biological process: ganglioside biosynthetic process; oligosaccharide metabolic process. Gene Ontology annotation, molecular function: alpha-N-acetylgalactosaminide alpha-2,6-sialyltransferase activity.